Messenger RNA from Ylistrum balloti, 1551 nucleotides. RefSeq names its product cytosolic carboxypeptidase 6-like. Gene Ontology annotation, biological process: proteolysis. The coding region runs from base 1 to 1551 and encodes 516 amino acids. Lineage: Eukaryota; Metazoa; Mollusca; Bivalvia; Pectinida; Pectinidae. The record is from RefSeq and is a predicted model, not a curated record. Gene Ontology annotation, molecular function: zinc ion binding; metallocarboxypeptidase activity. The transcript is spliced from 12 exons.
AUGGCCGACAAGAAAGUAGACUCGGGGAGCGAGUCUGACAGCACAGAGGAACCAGUGGUUGGAAAUGUCAACAAGUUUGCAGUUGUUCCACCAGGUUACAGUGGUCGGCCUAAGAAAGGACACUUGAUAUUUGAUGCUUGCUUUGAGUGUGGAAAUCUUGGACGUGUUGACUACAUUACAGAAUACGAGUAUGAUUUGUUCAUCAGACCAGAUACUUGUAAUCCGAGGUUCAGAGUAUGGUUCAAUUUUACAGUAGAAAAUGUCAAAUCAGAUCAGCGAGUCAUCUUUAACAUUGUCAACUUCAGUAAAACUAAAUCACUAUACAGAGAUGGUAUGUCACCCAUGGUUAAGUCAACCAGUCGACCAAAAUGGGUGAGAAUACCAGCCAAGCAUGUAUACUAUUACCGGUGUCCAGAUCACAGGAAAAACUAUGUGAUGUCCUUUUCCUUUUGUUUUGAUCGUGAGGAUGAUGUGUAUCAGUUUGCCUACUGCUAUCCAUACUCCUACACUCGUCUACAGAAUUACCUCGACAACUUGGAGAAGAAGAACAUGGACUUCUUCUCGAGGGAACUGCUUUGUCUCACAGUUCAACAGCGACGCCUGGAUAUGAUAACCAUCACACAUCCUGAUAACCUGGAGAUGGAUGAAGUCAGACAUACUGUGUUUAUCACUGCAAGGGUUCACCCAGGGGAAACACCUUCCUCUUUUGUCUGUCAGGGGUUGAUUGACUUUUUGAUUAGUAAUCAUCCAAUAGCGAAGGUCUUACGAGAACACAUUGUGUUUAAAAUAGUCCCCAUGUUGAAUCCAGAUGGUGUGUACCUUGGAAAUUACAGGUGCUCGUUGAUGGGGUUUGACCUGAACAGACACUGGCUAGAACCUUCACCAUGGGCACAUCCCACCUUGUAUGCCACAAAAAAUAUUCUCAUGGAGCUUGACAGAAAUGAGAAAGUGAUAGUGGACUUCUAUAUAGACAUACAUGCCCACUCUACUCUGAUGAAUGGAUUUAUGUAUGGCAACACUUAUGACGAUAUCGAACGGUAUGAACGACAGUCUGUAUUCCCAAAAUUACUCUGUGCCAAUGCAGAGGACUUCUCACUGGCGAACACAAAUUUCAACAAAGAUGCGGUGAAGGCCGGCACUGGCCGCAGGACGCUUGGGGGCUGUUUAGAUGACAACUCACACUGCUACACCUUGGAGGUAUCAUUCUUCAGCUACCAGACAAGUCAGUCCAGCAGUUCUCUCCCCUACACAGAGGAGGGUUAUAUGAAGUUAGGGCGUAAUUUGGCUCGAACUUUCCUGGAUUAUUACAAACUUGUAAACUUCAUCACAGCCAAGCCAAGCAGCAGCAUUGUACCCAAACCUGGCCCCUAUAGGAUGCGAGACCGCCAACACGAACGAUCACAAACAGACCCUCCAGUAGAUUCAUAUGAGGACAGAAGACGAUCGUACAACAGACAUAGUGAUUUCGGUAUCAACAGUUGUAAUGGGUUCGGUGACCCUCCCACUUCUAUACGGCUCCAACUGAGGGACAGAGAUGUGAGGAAAUAUUGA